Molecule: messenger RNA, 1347 nt
Organism: Talaromyces rugulosus
Lineage: Eukaryota; Fungi; Ascomycota; Eurotiomycetes; Eurotiales; Trichocomaceae
Exons: 2
Coding region: 1-1347 (448 amino acids)
Biological process (GO): ribosomal large subunit assembly; rRNA processing
Cellular component (GO): preribosome, large subunit precursor
Molecular function (GO): rRNA binding
Source: RefSeq, a predicted model, not a curated record
AUGGCAAAACGCCGUACGAAGAAGCGUACCCAGGUGCAGGGCAAGGAUGACUCGGUCAACACCAAAAAUGGCGCCUCGGCGACGAGCCAGACCCCCAAGUCGAUGGUAAUUCGCAUUGGAGCUGGCGAAGUCGGAUCGAGCGUGAGCCAGCUGGUCAAGGAUUUCCGAUUGAUGAUGGAGCCUGAUACAGCCAGUCGUUUAAGGGAACGGAGAGCGAACAAACUCAAAGAUUAUACCUCCAUGGCCGGCCCAUUGGGCGUCACGCAUUUAAUCCUGUUCACUCGAUCAAGCACCGGAAAUACAAACAUGCGUCUGGCCCUCACCCCGCGGGGCCCGACUCUGCACUUCAAGGUCGAGAACUAUUCUCUAUGCAAAGAUGUAGCGAAAUCCCUGAAGCACCCACGCGGUAGCGGCCAGACCCAUCGAACACCGCCCCUUUUGGUGAUGAACAACUUCAAUACCCCGGACGCAAACGAGAACUCGAGAGUCCCCAAGCGGCUCGAGUCUCUCUCCACCACUGUUUUCCAAUCGCUGUUCCCGCCGAUCAACCCUCAGGCCACCCCUCUUACUUCGAUCCGCCGUGUGAUGAUGUUGAACAGAGAGAAAUCAUCAGCAGAUGGUUCUGAAGAGGACGGAUAUGUUGUUAGUCUCCGGCACUACGCGAUAGCCACUAGGAAAACAGGCGUCUCCAAGAGAAUCCGCCGUUUAGAUCCCACAGAACAGCGCAACACGGACAGGAAAAAGGGUCUCCCGAAUCUCGGAAAACUGGAAGAUGUUGCUGAUUAUCUGCUGGACCCUGCGAGUGGCGGCUAUACAUCUGCCAGUGAAACCGAGCUUGAUACGGAUGCUGAAGUCGAAAUAACCGAAAAUACCACAAAAAGGGUCCUCAACCGACGCGAAGUGCAGCGUAUGAAAAAGGACGGCGACAAACCCGCAGAAAAGCAGGCGGCAAGCAAGCCAAACGUGGAGAAGCGAGCGGUGAAACUGGUCGAGCUAGGACCCCGUAUGAAGCUGAAGCUGAUGAAGGUCGAAGAUGGAAUGUGCAAUGGCAGAAUCAUGUGGCACAAUUUCAUUUCCAAGUCUGAAAGGGACGUUAAGAAGAUGGACGACGAGUGGAACCGUCGGAAGCGACAGAAGGAAGCACGGAAGAAGCAACAAAAGGCAAAUAUUGAGAAGAAAAAGGAGGAAAAAGCGAAAGCCAAGGCUAAUGGACAAGCUGCUGAUAACGAGGACGACGAGGACGUCAGCAUGGAUGACGAUGAUUAUGAUGAUCAAUGGGAAAGCGAUGACUACGACGAAGACGCCGAAGUUGAGGGGGACGAUGGAGAUGAGUCCAUGGAGGAAUAG